Thamnophis elegans (Western terrestrial garter snake) is the source of this 6104-nucleotide messenger RNA. It is a transcript of the gene CEP68, whose product is annotated as centrosomal protein 68. NCBI's taxonomy places the organism in Eukaryota, Metazoa, Chordata, Lepidosauria, Squamata, Natricidae. Bases 1232 to 2995 code for a protein of 587 amino acids. The record is from RefSeq and is a predicted model, not a curated record. The transcript has 6 exons.
GUAUUUUUCUCUUAAUUAUGCUAAUCAUCUUACUGAAAAUAAUAUGGAUUUUUUUAAAAAAUUAAAUGUUGCUAUUGGUGUAAUGUAUAGAGGUUUAUAAAAGGGAUGUGUAACCUUUAGACACAGCAGAAUCAGCAUUUCUUUGAUAUACCUUGGGUGUUUUACAUUAAAAAAAUGUAUUCCUAGCAUGACAAAGUUUCAAUGAUCCCUGACUUGUCCUCAUCUGUAACUAAAGAUGUAGAAAUAAAUUUGUCUCCUCUUCUACAAUCUUUCUUAUAUUUCACUCUGCACCUAGGUGAACAAAGAUGCCAAUGGAUUGUAUUUCUCAUUUUGCACUUGCACUAUUAUUUGAAGUUACAGGACUAAUGUUAUGAAUGUUUAAGAGGAGUGUUGGUUUUUAAUCACAGAUACAACUGUUGAAGGCUUUGAUCAAUAAUGGUCAUGUAGUCUAUAGUGGCAAAAAAGGAGAAUGCUGGAAAAAUAAACUCAUGUGAAAUCUUGGCAAACACUAAACUCCCUGAUAAAAUAUCUGGAGUAAAUAGUUGGAGCAAUAGUUAUGAUCAUGUAUAUUAUAUAUCUUCUCCCUGUGAAAAAUUGAAACUUUGGUUAUAUGAUACAUUAUAUGAAGAAAGCUUAAUUAAUAUAAAACAGGUUGCCUCUGUCUCCCUCCUUCUGACAUCCAUUUAGAUUCUCCAGGGUUUUAUUUUCUUCCUUUGGUUUUCUGUUUCAUGUAGAAAUAUAAUAAAAAUCUCAUAAUUUAUGGAUGUUUUUAUUCCAAUACGUAUUUAAAUGGAAGAAGUAUAGUUUUCUGUUUUAAUAAACAAUAUUAGCUUUCUCCAGAAUCCUUGAUUACAAGACUAUCAUGGGUCUGUUCUUCUCAAAGAAAGUGUGAAUCGUUGUACACAGCUUUGGCUCCGUCUGUACAUCACACUAAGGUCUAAGACACCUUUGAGACAACUAUGUUGUUCCAGAAGGCAUUGAAUGGCUCUGAGUGAAACAGAGUGGCUGACAAGCUUUGAUUAGCUAAGCUUAGCACGAUGUGAAAGUGUUGAAUCUAGACUUUGUUUUCCUGAAAGUACCAGAGAAGAAAGCCAUUAGCUAAGUAAAGCACAUUAUGCUUUGUCCUUUAGAAUAGUUUGUCCCUUGUUGCAUGACUCCUGCAGAUGGUUUGUCAAACAGGAUUUGACAGGAUGGAGUGAAAUGCUCUGAUGGAACUAAGCCAUUUCACAAUAUGCUGGAAUUUUCAAGAGUUCUCCCAACAAAAGCUCCAACUGCCAUGUUUCUUAGUCCUGCCGCCAGGUCCCUUAGCGAUCGUGAUACGGACUGUAGGAGACAAGCACUAGUUAUCCCUUAUUCGUCCACUCCAAGGCAUUUACCAGAUAAAAGAAGCCCACAUUUCAGUGCCAAAAUGUCUGUAUUGCCUAGAAAUUUCAGUUCCUCACAACCUCUGGAGGACACUGGCUUUGAAUCACAGGAACUGAAAAGAUCAAGAAGUGUUUCAGCUACUGGGGCCUGUCCAUCGUUUGAAAUGCCUGUUCCUUGGUAUCAAAACAACCUGACCGACUAUGAAGAAAGUUCCAAACUGGGCAUGCAGAAACUAACACCCGCAAGAAGCUGUUCUGUAGCAGGGCAAAUGAGAGGGAUGUCCGCCUUCCAGGCUGAUUACUGGGCAUGCGCAAUACCUGAUUUUCUACCACCAUCGCCGGACCGUCAGUCCCCCCUUUGGAAUCCUAAUAAAGAAUAUGAGGACUUGCUUGAUUAUACUUAUCCUUUACGGCCAAAAUAUAAGCUUCCAAAAAAUCUCAAAUAUUCCACUGUUCACGAUUCUGGAAUUGAUCUUGAUAGCCUCUCCAUUUCCCCCGAAAGUACCUUGAAGUCUGUGAGUAUGUGGGACCAAGAACACAAAACCAGGGAGAGCCCUACCAUACAGAGACUUUCAAAUCCUUUCUUGAAAAAGCUUGAAUGCUCAGUUCCAGUUUCUCAUUACAGAAUAUCACCCAUUGGGAAAAUGUCCCUGGCGGAGGGUGGAAUUGACAUUUCUGGAAGGAUGACACCUAGUUUAUCUCCUAGGUGCUCUGAGCCAUCUCAUUCCACUUUUGUAACUGAGGAAUGCCACAAAAAGAGACAUGGGGGGGUUUCGAGGAGAAGAGCUACUAGUGGAAACUUCUUGCGCACCACAAGUGUACUGGCCUUUCAGCAAGAAUGGGCCAGUGAUGAUGAAUAUCUCUCCUUGCCACCAAAACUCAUGGAGUUAGAGACAUUGGCGCAGCGACUAGCUGAAGUUACAUUGACUAUAAAGAAACCUGAAUUUGGCCAGGUACAGGAUGACUUCCCCUGCAUCAGUGUGAAUGGAGAGCAGCUUCUGUCAGAGGUUCAAGGGGAUAGCAGCGAUGGUAAUGAGAGUCAGUGGGAAUUGUAUUCUGACUCUUUCCAUACAUGUAAUUUCCAAGAACCUGAUGAGAUGGACAUUCUAAGGGAUCGGACCAGCAAGGAGCAGGAAAGCGAGUCAAGAGAAACUGCUAGCACUGAUUUUCUUGAAAUAAGAUGCCCAGAGUUCCUUUCUAUGAAGGAAAAGAAGGACCAUCACUCUCUUGCGCAGUGUAUUAAGGUGUUUUGCUGUCAGUUGGAAGAGCUCAUUGGUUGGCUGCAGAAAGUGGCAGAAGUUACAGAGCAGUGGAUUCCUCCCAAGCCAGACGUUGAAAGCGUUAAAGCAUCAUUUCAAAACUACCUGGAAUUAAAAAAAGAUUUAGCUAAGCACCAAGCAUUGACUGAAAGCGUGUUGCAGGAUGGUGAAAAUCUUCUUAAAUGCAUGUCAACAAAUUCACCAGUUUUACAGGAAACACUUGGCUUGAUUGCAAAACAUUCGGAGAUGCUUAAAAGCCAUCCUGAACGAUUGUAUGAAUCUAUUUUAACAGCCAUGUGUACUCUUGAUGAUGGCUUGAAGAAGCAUUGUGAUGUCCAAGAAACUGCGGUCCACAAAGAUACAUCUGAAUAAAACUUCUGUUGAUGUGGAAGAAUGAACUAACUACAUUUAUAAAUAGUAUGAAGGAGGCUCCCUAUUCCAAGAAACAAGAACUUUUUCUUCAAGGUUUUGAAGGGCUGCAGUGACAUCAAGCUUGAUUUCCAAGUUUAGAAGGUACAAUGGGCUUUAUAUAUGGCAACAAAGUAUUAAAAGAACAGUGUGGAAGGGAAACUUCUGAUGUUGGAAUGACAGAAGGUUUAAUGAUGCAUUUCCAAUGUGGAUAUCUAUUUGCCAGGGCUCUGCGUGCUUCACAAAUUAUUCAGAAGUGCUUAUGUGAGAUACACAUUCCACUUGAGCCUCAAAAAAAAGUUAGUUGAUUUGAAAGUCAGAUGAUUAAUGGACUUCUUAAAGCAACAACCCUUCAUUUUCAGAUUUGUGUUGCUGCCUGAAACAAAAUAGAGGCUGUUGUACAAAACAGCCAAAAUACUUUUUUAUGGGAGAUCCAAAGUGCUUCCAAAUACUAAUAAAAAAAAUGUAUAGCCCUAUUAUUUGUUUUGUAUUUUUUUCAGUGAAUAAUUGUAAGUCUUCAGUUUAUCUCAUGUGACAAAUUAUAUGGAAGCUACAUUUCAAAUAAAGCAAUUUUAUUAUUUUAAAACAUGCACUGGAGGUAAGUGAUUUCAGUAUUAGUUAAAUAAUCGACCAUUAAAGCUGCAAUUACAUGACUAGCAGGAUUAUUUGUGCAACAAUUAUUUGUGCAGGAUUCAUGCUAAAGUAAUUAUAUUUUUUUUCAAGGCGUUAGGCACUGUUCACCUUUACUUAUCAACCACUAGAUUGUAAUAGAACGUUUCUGUGCAAAUUGAUAAAGUAGUUAAAAGUUAAAGUUGUUGUUAGUUGUUAGUUCCUGGAUGAAGGUUGGUUCUAUGUUUUCAUUAUAGAAUACAAGAGACUCCGCUUGUAACAGAAAAUCUCAGUUCAAUAUUGUAGCAUGAGUAGAUUUGCUGCCUCCAUAAACCUUGUAGUUAAGGAUGCUAGCUCCUAAUUUCCCAUAAUCCUGAAUCCAUAUUAGAGUUUAAAAAAGAAUUGUGUGUGCUCAGAGAUACAACUUUUCGUAUUCUUUACAAUUGGCUAAUAAGAAUGCUUACCAUAUUUAUAAUUAAAACCCAACUUUUGAAACGGAAAUUUCCAAGCCAAAUCAAGAGCAGUUGAUAGACUAAAGAUAAUGUCUCCUUCCUAAGCUGUUCAACUUUCCUUUCCACAGGAAACAAGAAAUUAACUAUUUUAAAGGGGUAGGUUAAAAAAAAUAUUUAUUAAAUUUGUUUGCCACCCAUCUCACCACAAAGUGACUACAUGGUAUCAAAUCUCUUAGUAUUGUUCAUAUAGGUAAACCUGAGCAAAAUUACUACGAAAUUAAUCUAGUAGCCUGCAUACAUACCGAUUCAUAUUUUAGCCUAGCAUGAUGUGCAAAUAGCCUAUAAGAUACCUUUGCAUGCUGCUAAGUGUUAAGAGCUGCACUUUUGGCAUUGCUAUGAAGUAGUAUCUGCAUGACAUAGAUGCUGCAGCAUAAAUGGGCUUUUCCACAAAAUUUAUUUUGAAUUAAUUCAUUUUAGGAAACUGCUAGUGACUGAUAUAAUCUAAGGCACUAAGUUACUGUUCUGGUGGCAUUUCAACAUGUAGGACUGUUCAAAAGCUGAGAUAGAUUUCAUGUAGAGUUUAGAUUGAAUUUUUACAGUUCUGUGGUAGUGAUGGCCAAGGCACGUAAGACAGAAAAACAUAGAGUUAGGAAAACACAUUUCACAUGGAUUUAGACAUUUUAAAAAUAUACUUGUUUGUCUGCUUUUGGAUUUAUAUUUGUUUCCAUCUUCUAAAUAGCUGUAAUAGUUGGAAGGAGACUCUAGAAGACCAAAACAAUGGAAUUUAGGUGUGGCCUCAUAGUUUGCUCAGAUUAGGGCCAAGAGGUCAUGAAAACUUACUCCACAAAACAUGAAAACCUAGAACUUAAAUAUUUUCAGACAUUUACAAAUCAGAUUUACUCUUUCCCAAAUCUUUUGCCUUUUGUAGACUGCUUCCCAGAUUUAAAAACAACUAGAACUGACACAUAAAUUGGGGGGAAAAGUACGUAGUCACUUUGUUCAUAAUGUUAACAAGUUACUGUUUUAAAGGAAGCAUGGAUAUAGUCUAGCAAACAAAAGUAUUGAAAUAUAUAUUCAUUAGUAUUCUAAGCGUCAUCUGAAAGUCAGAACAGUACACUUGUUAUUUUUUUUAAAAGUGUGCUCAGUUAAUAACAUUUAGAGUUUAUUAUUGCCAAGAUCUUCAGCACUUUUAGAAUGACCCCAAAUCAUCAUUUAAAUAUUGUAGCUGAUUUUCUUCUAUAAUACAUUUAUGAAUUGAUACAAUACUAAAAGCAUAUUAUGAAUCAACUGAUUAAACAUUUUUCAUUCUGAAGUACACUUUAUUGUUGAAGUUAAAGAGCAAAUUCAGAAAUUCAAUAAUUUCAAUCUUCUAACAACAGUACUAUGAAGAAUUAAGGUAUUGUGUGUUCCAGUUGCAGAUCAUUAAUGUCUAUCCCAUAGUGGGGAUGAAAUUUUCUCAGAGAUUUGCUAAUACAUUUGCCUCUCAACCACAUCUGAGUGUGUUUGCUUACAAAAAGUGUCAAUGACUCCUUCAAAUUAUUUUGUAACUAAGAUAUUCUUUUAUCAAGUUGGUAACUUUAAAACUCAGAUAUCAGGCACUAAUGGAUUAGUUUCUUUAUACAAAAGUUAUAUAUGUGGUCACUGAAGCAAUAACCAAGCCACAUUUUUGCUCAAAUUCACAUAUGUAUUUAAAUGUUUCCUCCCUGCACAAAUGUAUUAUUUGUCUUUUGGUCAGCUGCCUUAUUACUAUGCUUCUUUUUUUUUUCACUGUAGCUUUCUUGUGCCUUAGUGCAUAACCAAGCCGACCAAUAAAUUGCACAAAAUUUUAUUAAAGUCAACAGUAUUGAUUGUGAGAGAAUGGAAGUAACAUUAUUUAGAAAAGACAUAACAUAUCAUUAGAGUUAACAUCACCUUGUUAGCUUGAAGUCAUUCAUACCUUAGGAAAAAUACUGUUUCCUUUUCUAUGACAGAGCAAGAGACAACUAAUUUCUAAAUGGAACCAUUCAGAAAUA